Molecule: messenger RNA, 3421 nt
Organism: Lotus japonicus
Lineage: Eukaryota; Viridiplantae; Streptophyta; Magnoliopsida; Fabales; Fabaceae
Product: putative disease resistance RPP13-like protein 1
Exons: 1
Coding region: 172-3213 (1013 amino acids)
Biological process (GO): defense response to other organism
Molecular function (GO): ADP binding
Source: RefSeq, a predicted model, not a curated record
AAUUGCUAAGAAACAUCCUUCUACUACCACUACCCCACUUGUCACUAAAAAAGACUAGGAAAGUGCCUCACGAGAAUUAUUGAAGUUCAUCUCAAUUCCUUACACUUCUUACUUCCUCUCUUCUCAUCCAUCCAUCACUUACACUCUUACAGUUCUUCUUUUCUUGAUAUCAUGGCAGUUGCAUUAGUGGGUGGAGCUUUUCUCUCUGGUUUUGUUAAUGUUGCUCUUGAUAAGCUCACUUCUCCUGAGUUUCUCAACUUCAUCCGGAGAAAGAAGCUUGACAAUUUGCAUUUAAGGUUGAAGACUACUCUUUAUGCCGUUAAAGCUGUGCUGAACGAUGCAGAGCAGAAACAUAUAACAGACUCUGAAGUGAAAAACUGGCUUGAUGACCUCAAAGACGCUGUCUAUGUGGCUGAUGACGUUCUGGAUCUGCUUUCUACUAAAGCUGCCACUGGAAAGCAGGUGAGCAACUUCUUCUCUAGACAUUUCAAUUUCAAUUCUCAAGACAGGGACAUGGUUAACCGCUUGGAAGACAUAGUUGGCAGACUAGAAUCCAUUGUCAAAGACAGAGAUAUUCUUGGUCUUAAGGAGGUUGCUAACGUCACCAUGUCAUCGAGACUUCCAUCUACCUCUCUCAUGGAGACUCGGUCUACUAUCUAUGGUAGGGAUCAAGAUGAGAAGGCCAUACUCAAGUUGUUGUUAGAUGAUAAUCAAAGUGAUGGUAAAGUAUCUGUCAUCCCUAUUGUGGGCAUGGGCGGAGUGGGGAAAACCACUUUAGCCCAACUGGUGUAUAAUGAUGAUCAUGUAAAGCAGAAGUUUAAUUUACGUGCAUGGGCUUGUGUUUCUGAUGAAUUUGAUAUUCUCAAGGUUAUGAAGACUAUCACAGGGGCUAUUACCAAAAGAAAUUGUACUCUGAAUGAUAUCGAUUUGCUUCACCUUGAAUUGAAGGAAAAUUUGACCGGGAAUAAAUUCUUAAUAGUAUUGGAUGAUGUUUGGAUGGAGAAUUCUGUUAAUUGGAAUUUUCUUAUAAAACAUCUUCCGUUCGGGAUCAUGGGAAGUAAAAUUCUCGUGACAACACGUAGUGAAAAAGCUGCUUCUCUGAUCCAAACCUUCCAAUGUUACCAUAUGAAUCAAUUGUCUGAUAAAGAUUGUUGGUAUGUUUUUGCGAGCCAUGCAGGUAUUUCAUUAGAAUCUACCGAAAACAGGACUUUUGAAACAAUUGGUAGACAAAUUGUUAACAGGUGUAAGGGGUCACCUUUAGCGGCACAAUCACUUGGAGGCUUAUUGCGAGGGAAGCAUGAUAUCGGAGACUGGAACAAUAUAUUGAAUAGCAACAUUUGGGAACUUCCUGAAAAUGAGAGCAAUAUUAUUCCAGCACUGAGAAUUAGUUAUCAUUAUCUACCUCCACAUCUGAAAUGUUGUUUUGUUUAUUGUUCAUUGUUUCCAAAGGAUUAUGAAUUUGAUAAAGAUGAACUAAUCUUGUUGUGGAUGGCGGAGGAUCUUUUAGAGCCUUCAAAAACUGGAAAGACUUUAGAAGAAGUUGGUCAUGAGUAUUUUGUUGAUUUGGCUUCAAGAUCAUUUUUCCAGAGAGAUAUAUCGAAUGAGUAUUUUGUGAUGCAUGAUCUUAUACAUGAUUUAGCAAUCUUAUUUAGUGGAGAAUUUUAUUCUAGAUUGGAAGAACUUGGGAAAGAAGCUAAGAUCAGUAUCAAGACUCGUCAUUUAUCAAUUAGUGGGUUCACUGAUCAAGUCUCAGAAAGUUUUGAUAUUUUUUCCAAGGUAAAAUUUUUGAGGUCAUUUUUGUCAAUUAAUCUCCAAAAUUCUCCAUUCAACAAUGGAAAGGCAGCAUGCACCAUUCUCUUCAAUUUGAAAUAUCUAAGAGAAUUGUCACUCUGCGAAUUCUCAAAUCUAGAUGCAUUACCCGAUUCAAUAGGUGAAAUGAUUCAUUUGCGAUAUUUGAAUCUCUCUCACACAAGUAUAAAUGCACUACCAGAGUCAUUGUGUAACUUAUACAAUUUACAAACAUUGAAGUUGUACGAUUGUAAGAAGCUGACUAUGUUGCCUAAUGACAUGCAAAAUCUUGUGAAGUUGCGCCAUCUUGAUAUCCGGGGAACUGAUUUAAAAGAGAUGCCUAGAGAAAUGAGUAAAUUGCAUCAUUUGCAGCAUUUAAGUUGCUAUAUGGUGGGCAAGCAUGAAGAGAAUGGGAUCAAGCAACUCGAAAAACUUUCAAAUCUUCAUGGAUUACUUAAGAUUAUGAAAUUGGAGAAUGUUACCAACAGUAAUGAAGCAUUGGAGGCUAAGGUAAGGGAUAAGAAGCACCUUGACCGCUUAGAAUUGUGCUGGUCUUCAGAAAACGAUUUUAACGAUUCCCAAGGUGAAAUGGACAUUCUUUGCAAGUUACAACCUCAUCAAGACCUGAAAGGAAUAGUGAUAUCUGGAUACAAGGGCACAAAAUUUUCAGAAUGGGUUGGACACUCUUCCUUCCACCGCAUGACUCGCAUAGUUCUAUCUGGCUGUGAGAAUUGUUGUAUGCUUCCUUCCCUUGGACAACUACCCUCUCUCAAGAGUCUAUAUAUUAAAGAAUUGAAUGGGCUUGAGAUUGUGGGUGUUGAAUUUUUCAAGAGUGAUGAUUCCUUUACUGGGACACUCUUUCCCUCCCUUGAAAAAUUGGAUAUUUCGAGCAUGGCAUGUUGGGAAGUGUGGAAUCAUCCAAUUGAGUCAAAUGCCUUUCCUCAACUAAAGCGCCUCACCAUAAGUGAUUGUCCCAGAUUAAGGGGAGAUUUGCCAACUCAUCUUCCAGCUUUGGAAUCACUUUGGAUUGAGAAUUGUGAGCAGCUUGCUUCUAACCUUCCUAGGGCUCCCGUCAUCCGGUCAUUAAAGGUAGAGAAAAGCAAUAAAGUGUCCUUACGAGAGCUACCCAUUUCGGUGGAAGAGCUAGAAAUCAGAGGAAGCGAGGCGGUGGAGUUUAUGUUUGAGGCCAUCACCAUCACCCAACCAACUUGUCUUCAAGGUUUAAUGAUCUGGAGUUGUUCAUCUGCCUUAUCAUUCCCGGGAGAUUGUUUACCCGCAUCACUCAAGAGCUUGUAUAUCCGGGAUUUCAGGGAACUAGAAUUUCCAAAGCAAAACCAGCAGCAACACGAGUUACUUGAGUCCCUUGAUAUAGAUAACAGCUGUGAUUCUCUCAUAUCCUGUAAAAGUUCACAGGAUCACUAUUAGUAAUAAGUAGUAGUACAAGGACUAUAUUGUAAUAAUAUAGAAGUUCAUUGUAAGCUGGCAUGAGCUGGCAUGUUAGUUACUGAUUAGUUUAGAGUUUGUUAGGUUGUUAUAUAAUUAGUUAGUGUCUAAUCUAGGUAUAAAUAGCUAUGUACAGUGUUGUAUUGCAAUUCAGUUGAAAUCAGAAUAUCAAAGUUUCUUCUUCUUCUUC